Triplophysa dalaica is the source of this 1316-nucleotide messenger RNA. Its product is annotated as E3 ubiquitin-protein ligase TRIM39. The record is from RefSeq and is a predicted model, not a curated record. Lineage: Eukaryota; Metazoa; Chordata; Actinopteri; Cypriniformes; Nemacheilidae. The transcript is spliced from 6 exons. Gene Ontology annotation, molecular function: protein binding. The coding region runs from base 240 to 1316 and encodes 358 amino acids.
CUGCUCACCCCAGACAGAUUUACGCAUCACGGUCAAACAACGCAAAUGCUUCCCAUGCCACAGGAACAACAGAUGGGUCAUAUAAGAACCACUUCACCUCCUGUCACCUCCUCUAUCCUUGGCAUCCUAACGGUACGGUAUAAAGCCUGAAGUUGGGACCUUUGGCUAGUCAGCUGCUGGUGCGAAACGAGUGAAGGUGAAAACAAGAGAGUAAAACUUGAAGUUGAGAACUGGCAACUAUGAAGAGACAAACCCAGGACACCCCAAUUAAACAUCAGGAGAAUCUGAAGAGACAACGAGACGUUCUGGCUUUCCGAAUGAAAAAGCUGUCAUCGAAACGAUCAGACUUCCAUUCCAAGACAACCGCCCUUAAAGAGAAAGUUAAAAAGAGAUAUGACGAGAUGAAGAGGGCUUUGGAUGAGGAUUUGGGAAUUACACUGAGCCAGCUGGACAUCGAGGCUAAAGCCGUGGAGAAAAAUAUAGAGGACGGCAUUGAGAAGUGCUACCAUCUCACCCAGGAAAUCGAUCAACAGCUGGUUGAACUCUCGAUGCAGUUGGAGAAAGAUCAAGAGAAGAUGGCAGAGAUGGAAGAAAGGAUAAAAGAGACCCUGAAUACGACUGAUCCGGAGUUCAUACAGAUGGAUAAGUUUAAGAAUGAACAGCUCCUCAGCUUAACACUUAACCUGUUGUUGUUCAUACGCUCUCAGGUUCCUGUCACUAAGAAACUCUUCCAAAGCUAUGCCCAAGAAGUCGUUCUGGAUACUGACUCCGCUCACCCGAAACUUGUUAUUUCCCCUGAGGGCGACUCAGUCAGUUACACAGAAACCUGGCAAGAUGUUGCUGAAACCCCUUCUCGCUUUGACACCACCCUUAAUGUAAUUAGCCGAAAGGGAUUCAAGGAUGUUCGCAACUACUGGGAGGUACAAGUCGCUGGUAAGACAUACUGGGAGCUGGGACUCACGUACCCCAACAUCCCCAGGAAUGGAAAAGAGGAGGACUGCUGGUUAGGUCGGGGCCCGACGUCAUGGUGUGUUGAGUUUUUCAAUGGUGACUACACAGCCUGGCACAACGGUGUUCCCCAUGAGCUCACCCACGCAAGCGGGAGAACCUUUCAGCGUAUUGGCAUCUUUUCAAGCUUGGAAGGAGGUUUGAUUAGUUUCUUAGGGGCGGACACCAUGACACCCCUUUACAGCUUUUGUGCUGGAACCUUCACGGAUUCCCUCUUCCAAGCUGUCUGCCCUGGUCAUGACAACCAGGGGACGAACCGAAACCCACUGUUGAUUUGUGACGCUUCGAGAUCCUGCCCUAUCUUUUGA